GCUGCCGGCGGGAUGUACGCGGGGAGGAAGAGGAAGAAGCCGGUGCCCAAGAGCCCCAAACCACCACCCCUUGAGGGUGUGAAGUCCAACCCUUCCAAGCGGCACCGGGACCGGCUCAACCAAGAGCUGAGCAAGCUGACUGGUUUGCUGCCCUUCCCUGAGGAUGUCCGCACCAGGCUCGACAAGAUCUCCAUUCUACGACUGGCUGUUGGGUACCUGAAGGUGAAGAGCUACUUGCUGGCUAUGGAUGUUGGUGGCUACAUGCUGGAUCAGACCAGAGGCCCAGGAGGGAGCAGAUGGAUGGACCCACAGGUCAACAGGAAGCUGUUUCCUGAGGGGGAACUGCUGCUCCAGGCACUCAAUGGAUUCAUCAUUGCUGUGACUGGAGAUGGGUUUAUCUUCUACAUCUCCCCUACUGUGCAGGACUACCUGGGCUUUCAUCAGUCGGACCUCAUCUACCAGAGUGUGUACGAGCUGAUCCAUGCAGAUGACAGAGCUGCCUUCCACCAACAACUGCACAGCACUCCAGUGUUCAGCAGCAGCCAGAACGCCUUUCCCAUGGAGCUGCUGGCUGGAUGCAGCACCACAUCGAGCCCCGAGGAGUGUUCCUUCAUGGAGAGAAGCUUCACCUGCCGCUUUCGCUGCUUGCUGGAUGCCACCUCGGGAUUUCUGGCCUUGAGUUUCCAUGGGCGCUUGAAGUGCCUCCUUGGGCAGCAGAAGUCACCAUCAGGCAGGUCCCCAUUUGUCUUCUUCGCCAUUGCAACUGUCCUUCAGCCAUUCUCUAUCCUGGAGCUUCAGACCAAGAUGAUGAUCUUCCAGACAAAGCACAAGCUGGACUUCACGCCCACAGCCUGUGAUUCCCGGGGGACGAUUGUCCUGGGGUACACAGAAACAGAGCUGUGCAGGAGGGGGUCCGGGUACCAGUUUGUGCACGCCGCCGACAUGAUGUACUGUGCCGAGAUCCACAUGAGAAUGAUGAAGACAGGGGAGAGCGGGAUGACAGUCUUCCGGCUGCUGACCAAGAAGGGUGCCUGGGUAUGGUUGCAGGGCAGUGCCAGGCUGGUGUACAAGGGGGGCAAGCCCGACUGCAUCAUUGCCCGGCAGCGAGCCCUCUCGGAUGAAGAAGGAGAGGAAUAUCUGCGGAAGAGAAACCUGAAGCUGCCUUUUACCUUCGUCACGGGGGAAGCGAUCUUAUACGGCAAUGAACUUCCUGAGCCCCUGGAUUCCUUCCAGGCAAAGGAGGAGUUGCAGACACAAGCAAACUCCCUCCCGAAGCAGUGCUUGGUAGACCCCAACCCUCUUCCUGGCGCCGUGAUGGAGCAGGAUACAUCCAUAUACAGCUCCCAUGGUGAUAACGUGCCUCAGUUCUUGCCAGAGCUCAUCGCUGAGCCCAAUGGACUGAGCCAGGAUGAAGGAGUCUGUGAUGCCAAGGAGGACAGUGACUCCCUCAUGGUUGUUAUUGAGACCCUCUUUGAGAAGAGUGAGAUGGAUGGAAACACAUCUCGGACCCUGCACAGCCUCAACAUGGACACUGCAGAGCUGCAGCGGUGGGAGGAGGCUCUGCUCAGCUUGGGUGCAGAGGAGGAGCCACCAGCUCAGGAGGUUGGCACUGAAGUGACAUCCUACAUGAAGCAGAUGCUCCUUGGGCAGGAUGCUGGGAAGAGCAUGGCCUUCCCACACUGCACUGCAUCACCCUGCAAUGAGGAGGACGGUGCUGCAGCUCAUCUCCAGCACUGCUGGGCAACUCAUUCAGUGUUUGAAGCCCUGCCACAGCCCCAGGCACCCGGUCCGCAAGGCCAAGAUGCUGCGGUCUCUCUGGUCUCCAUUAGCUCUGCUCAACCAGAGCAGCAGGUUCUGUCUAACCCAGCUGGGCUGGUGGGGGGCACUGUUCUGGAUGUCCCAGUCUCCAGCAGCAAGUCCCCUGUAGCACUUCAGCUGGCAAGGCCAGGACAAGGGCUUCAAGCAGGAGUUCCCACCUCUGUUCCUGUGGAUAACACUGUUCCUACUGAUCGCAGCCAGCCUGGGGGCAAGCUGGUGGGCUCAAGCUGCCCAGCACCAUUGCACUCAAACACACCGGUGACCGAGUGGCACAAUGUCCCUGUCCAGGCAAACCCAGGCAAUGCUUUGGGGCAGAGCACUUCUCCUGGAGGUUGCCAUCCGGAGGUUUGGAUAGCUCCAACACAUCUGGAAGCAGCAGGAACACAUGUGGAGUCCCAACCUCUGCUGGCUGGCAGCCCCAAGAGCCUCCCAGGGGAUGGGUUGUGGUUGCUGCCCUCCCAGCCUGCUGCUUGCCCUGAACAGGGCUUGCACGAGUCCUUGUUCUCUCCUGGGGACCUCUAUGAGGACGAGGCUGCUCUCCCUGCACAAGCACCACCGGAGGAUGGUGGCUUCCCCAAACAGCUCCCAAUAUCCCACCUGGAGCCCAGCUUGUCCUGGGAAGGGGAGCAGGCAGUGCUCCAGGAGGACAAGUGGUCCAUGCAGUACCAGCAGUGGCUGCUGCAGGCUGGGGCAGCUCCUUGCUGCGGUGGAGCAGGUCCAGUGCAACACAGCAGCCUCCUGUUGGGGUCCAGUGUGGGUCCCGCUGCCCACCAGCCAGACCACGUUGUGCUGCCUGAGUGCCAGUAUGGAAAUAGCCUUUUUAGACAUGAAAGCAGCUUCCUUUGGGAUACCCCUAAGAUAUCCAUUCCCCAGCAUCCGGGUGCUUUGCCUUGCCGCAGUGAGAGCCACCCUGGAGCAUCACCAGGCUUGGAUUUGAGGUUCUCAGCAUCUCUCCCUGCAAAGGUGGGUGCAGGAGCACUCGAGCAAGGCCCUGGCUUCCCAUCAGCAUCCUCCUUCAUGAGUGGGCAGCCUCUGUGUGCCUGUGAGGUCCAGCUCAAGGUGAGGUGUGAGGGCUGCAGGACCUGAGGGGUGCCCAGCUCUCAUAGAUGGAGCAAGCAGUGAUACCCAGGGGAUGCAGGCACAGCAUCCUUUGUGGGCAGCCUGGGUUUGAAGCCUCACUGUGAACUAAGAGCCACAUUUUGAAGAGCCACCAGCAAUUGGGAGCUACCCUGGCCAUGCACCACCUCUGAGUGGUGCCCUGUGCUUCCUGGUCUCGGGAAUUUUUUCUUCCAGUGCAUGAAAUGAAGUGCUCUAGCAGAGCUUUCAGGCAGCCUAGGAUGAAGUAUUUUAUUUGCUCAUUUAGUUGGGUUUUUAACAGGUCUUUCAGGGAGAUGCAGCCACGCCAGCAAGGAGGAUGGCAGACCCUUAGGAUCCAAGGAAGGACACCCUGCUUGCUGGCCUAUGUGCUCGUGGCAGCCUCUGGCAGAUGGACCUGCUGCUUUACAUGCAAUGUAGCAUUGAAUCACUGCUUCUCAAUGCAGCAUGGGCUCCUCGUCACCUCUGUGUGUGCACGGACCACCCUUGCCAUGUUGGGUUCUCUGCAGCAUUCCGGCCUGCCUGAGUGCCUGUGCUCUGGUUCUUGCUCCCAUCCCCUGCACUCUUCAUCUCCUUUCCCUGUUUCUCUAGAAAAGGGGAUGUUAUCAAGCACUUGGAGAGAAGCUCAGCAGCAUCUGCAGGGUGUCUCUGGGAGGUGGAGUUGGUGAGAGCAGAGGCAGCUCAGGGGUUUGGGCUAUUCAACAGCCUUGGGAGAGGUGGGUACCAACCUGUCGAGGCCUUUCUGGGCAGCAGGGUGAGGAAGUUCCAGCCAAGCUCCUCCUUGAGUCAGAGCGGUUGGGAGCACCAUCCCUUCUGCCUUUCACACCAGUGUUAAGCAUGUAUGGUUUGCCAAGUGAGUAAAAUCAAGUGUCCUGGUGUGGGGUGGUCUCAUCUCCCUGGGUCUCUUCCUUCAUGCCCUGCUUUGCGUCACUGUGCUGGGGCUGCUUGAUGGGCAAGAUGGGACUUGGGAAGGGUCCAUCCCCUGGCUUCAUGCUGGGAGCAGAGUGAUGCUGGAGACAGAUCUGGAGGAGCACCUUGGGCAGGGCAGGGACCUGAGUGCCCGUGAUGUGAAGCCUUACAAAUCAGCAGACCCAAAAUGCCACCAGAUGGACUCCACUCACUAGCCUUUGUUGUCCUGGCACUUGUAAGAUCAUAGAACCACAGCCUGAUUUGGGUGGAAGGGAGCUUAAAGCUCAUCCAGUUCCAACCCCCUGCCACAGGCAGGGACACCUUCCACUAGAGC
Messenger RNA from Strigops habroptila (Kakapo), 4156 nucleotides. RefSeq names its product aryl hydrocarbon receptor-like. Gene Ontology annotation, cellular component: aryl hydrocarbon receptor complex; nucleus. The coding region runs from base 13 to 2904 and encodes 963 amino acids. The transcript is spliced from 10 exons. The record is from RefSeq and is a predicted model, not a curated record. Lineage: Eukaryota; Metazoa; Chordata; Aves; Psittaciformes; Psittacidae. Gene Ontology annotation, molecular function: protein dimerization activity; nuclear receptor activity; transcription cis-regulatory region binding. Gene Ontology annotation, biological process: regulation of transcription by RNA polymerase II.